This is a messenger RNA of Aspergillus versicolor CBS 583.65, 954 nucleotides long. RefSeq lists its product as uncharacterized. The transcript has a single exon. Bases 1 to 954 code for a protein of 317 amino acids. NCBI's taxonomy places the organism in Eukaryota, Fungi, Ascomycota, Eurotiomycetes, Eurotiales, Aspergillaceae. The record is from RefSeq and is a predicted model, not a curated record.
AUGCCUUCUAUUCUCGUCGCAGGUGCCACUGGCAACACCGGCCAAGGGGUCGUCCGAACCCUAUCCAACCUAUUCUCCACGGGCAACGCCCUACCCAACCACCAGAUCAUCGCCCUCACACGCUCUCUCCAAAGCCCAGCCGCCCAACAACUAGCCAAACUCCCAGGAGUACAAGUCCUCGAGCAAAACUGGGUCGAGAUUACCGCCGACUGGCUGAAAUCCCACUCCGUCGUCAGAGCAUUUAUUGCGUCACACGUCAACACAACCCAAUUCGCGGAGGAAUCUACCUUCCAUGUCGCUGCCCUGCAAGCAGGCGUGAAAUACGUCGUCCGCAUCUCGACCAACGCGCCCAAUGUCCGCCCUGACUGUCCGGCUUACUACCCGCGUUCCCACUGGGCGAUCGAGACGAUGCUGGCCACCCCGGAAUUCAGCGCGCUGCAGUGGACCUCCCUGCAGCCGAAUAUGUUUUCUCCGUUCGGUCUAUUUUCCGCCGCUGAGUUUAUCAAGAAAUACCGUGCGACCGGGGUGCAGGGGACACUGGAGCUGGCUAUAUCCGCGGAUGCGCCUGUUGCCAUGGUUGAUCCCGAUGAAAUCGGGGUGUUCGCUGCCCACCUUCUAGUCUUGCCUGAUCCUUCCGCUCAUAAUAAGGCCCGGUAUGUUGUGAAUGGACCCGUGGAUACCAAUGGGAAGGAGAUCGUGGGCUGGGUGGAGGGGCAUAUCGGCGCGAAGGUGGAGCAUGUCAGUUAUGAAGACAUGUCCGGUCUUAAUUCUUCGCCGCUGCUUGUGGAGCUGAGGAAGAAUAACUCUCCUAAUGUUAUCAAUUCCAUCCAGGCCUCUCCUAUUCCUAUGUGGGCGGGUGAGCUUUCGGUUUCUACGACUAGUAAGGCGGUGCUGGAGCUUGCUCCGCCGCAGCGCACGCCUGAGCAGGUCUUGCGAGGCAUAUUGGAGGUUUAG